UCGUAAAAAUAUUCUUAAAAUUAUUGGUAUCUGGUGGGGUUAAAUAGGUGCAUUCGGGUACAUUUUCUUUUAAAUUUUUGCAACGUACAUAUGUAUAUUUGAUAUAUGUAUAGUCUCGCCGACUAUGCAGUACAUAUGUAAGGGUAAUAUGUUGAUUUAACGAUAGUUAGCGAGGCUUUGAAGUCGAUUUCCAUUUUUCGUGUGCAUUGCUGAAACGGUGGAAGGCAAUCGGAUUUCCAUACGGCCCAUUACCACACAAUUUGCAUGCACUUAUCCAUGAGGAACGCAACCCAUCAAUUCCGAACACUAUAAAGCAAAAGGUAAAUUUCUGUGACUAGUCUCUGGCGGACAACCUUAAGCACGGCACGGAAAUGUUCGAGGUCUUUGACAAACCCUACGCGGAUCCUGUGCCGCUGCCGUUGCUCAACAGUGCCUGGCCCCUGACGACCAUUAUCGGCCUCUAUCUUCUGUUUGUCCUGAAGCUGGGCGGGCAGUUCAUGGCAAGGUAUGAGGCACUGCAGCUGCGUGGGGUGCUUAAGGUCUACAACAUCGUCCAGGUCCUCUACAACACGUUGAUGCUAAUAUGGGGCCUCCAUUUGAUAUUCGUGGACAAGCCAUACCAGCUGAGCUGUAUGACCGUCCUGCCGCAGGAUCACCCAUUGAAGACAACGGAGCGUACCCUGUCCUAUCUGUAUCACCUCAACAAACUGCUCGAUCUGAUGGACACUGUAUUCUUUGUGCUGCGCAAGAAGCAGCGGCAGAUCACCUUCCUGCACGUCUUCCAUCACGUGUUCAUGGCCGUGACAACGCACAUUCUGAUCCGAUUCUAUGGCCAUGGCGGCCAUGUCUACUUCAUCUGCAUGUUCAAUGUGCUGGUGCAUAUCAUGAUGUAUGGCUACUACUAUGCCUCAUCCCAGAGCCCCAAUCUGCAGGAGAGUCUCUGGUGGAAGAAGUACCUGACCCUCACGCAGCUGGUCCAGUUCCUGAUGAUGUUCCUGCACUGCGCCUACACCUACUUCCAGCCCGACUGCAAUGCAGCGCGGGGCGUCAUCUACCUGAUCUGCGUCAUGUCUGCGUUCAUGUUCGUGAUGUUCACCAAAUUCUACAUAAACACCUACAUUCGCUCGAAGAAGGUCAGGUCCAAGGGCAAAGCGCAUUGAUUCCAGGAUGCCAAAACGCAGUUUUGCAUAUUCCCCAAACGAAUUAAAAUUGUAAUUAAAUGUACUCUGCAAAUGCA
Molecule: messenger RNA, 1237 nt
Organism: Drosophila obscura
Lineage: Eukaryota; Metazoa; Arthropoda; Insecta; Diptera; Drosophilidae
Product: elongation of very long chain fatty acids protein F-like
Exons: 2
Coding region: 372-1160 (262 amino acids)
Biological process (GO): very long-chain fatty acid biosynthetic process; sphingolipid biosynthetic process; fatty acid elongation, polyunsaturated fatty acid
Cellular component (GO): endoplasmic reticulum membrane
Molecular function (GO): fatty acid elongase activity
Source: RefSeq, a predicted model, not a curated record